This is a messenger RNA of Closterium sp. NIES-65, 948 nucleotides long. The record is from the annotation of a GenBank genome assembly. Lineage: Eukaryota; Viridiplantae; Streptophyta; Zygnematophyceae; Desmidiales; Closteriaceae.
AUGGGUCGGCCCCACCUCUUCUAUCUCCUGCUGCUGCUUCUCGUGCUUCCUCUAGCCUGGCAGCAAGUGGCGAACGCCGGGUCUUACCCUAUCAGCGGCGCCGCCUGCAAUUACGCCAAGGGCAGGUGGAUCCGGUCGCCUCACACCAAGCCCUCGUAUUCCGCGUACAGCUGCAAGACCAUUCGGUCGCAGGCCAACUGCUAUAAGAACGGCCGCCGCGACUACAAUUACCUCAACUGGCGCUGGCAGCCCGACGAGUGCACUCUGAAGAGGUUCGACUCGGGCAAGUUCCUGAGCCGGUACCGCAACAAGGUGAUCGGAAUCGCGGGCGACUCGUUCUCAGCUAACUUCGAGGACUCGCUACAGUGCAUUCUCUCCUCCAACUCCUCCACCUCGCGCAUGACGUCGAGCCUGGACACGGAGGACGUUAGCGGGUUCAUUAUUGACGCGUACAACGUCACUGUGCUGCACAUCGCCGCGGCUUUCCUUGUCGACGCGUCCCCUGUUGGCAAGGCGUCCAGCAGCGGCGUGUGGAACAUCAAUCUGGACAAGCCGCACAGCAGCUGGGCGAAAAUCCUCGAUGACAUCGACGUCUUUAUCUUCAACGCCGGUCACUGGUUUGUCAAUGCGCCGGACAGCCUCCGCCAAUACUACAUCGGCGGGGUGAAGCAGAGCGGGCUGACCGGCUUCGCAGCCAUGAAAAUCGCGCUCACGACGGUCCGCAACACGAUCGUCAAAUCCAACUUCCGCGGAAUCCCCGUGCUGCUGACCUUCUCGCCGUUCCACUAUAGCGACUCGUUCGACACGGGCAAGGACUGCGCGGGGUGGUGGCGGCCGAUGACCCAGGAGGAAUUUCAGGUGGCGCUUGAGAAGAGCGAGGCGGCGGAAGCGGUUAAGGAGCAGCUCGCGGUGUUCACCAACAGCGGCGGAAGCGGCUUCGGGCAGUGA